Coregonus sp. 'balchen' is the source of this 14774-nucleotide messenger RNA. The record is from the annotation of a GenBank genome assembly. NCBI's taxonomy places the organism in Eukaryota, Metazoa, Chordata, Actinopteri, Salmoniformes, Salmonidae.
AUGUUGGAGGCAUUAGCCUGUCUGGUGGGACACUGGAUCAAUACCAAGGGGGUCCUCCUGUUCCUCUUGGUUCUGUUGGUGACCAAGUACAUCCGUGAUCUGCCUUCUAAGAACUACCCACCAGGCCCCUUCCCCCUGCCUUUUGUUGGGAAUAUGCUGAAUAUCAGCAUCAAGGACCGCAUAGGCUCCUUUAAAAAGGUAAGGACACGUAAGAGAUAAGGUCGUGUGUAUCUGCUCAAAUUAUACACUCUUAGAUAAAAAGGUUACAAAAGGGUUCUUCGGCUGUCCACCAUAGGAACACCCUUUUUGGUUCCAGGUAGAACCCUUUUUGGUUCCAGCUAGAAUUAUUUUGCUUUCCAAGUAGAACCCUCUGUGGAAAGGGUUCUACAUGGAACCCAAAAAGGUUCUACCUGGAACCAAAAAAGGGUUCUUUAAAGAGUUAUCCUAUGGGGACACCCGAAUAACUAUUUUAGGUCCUAGAUAGCACCUUUUCCACAACAACAAAAAAUGCUAUACUCAGUGACCAAUUGGAUGUAAUCAUUCUGUAAUCAUUAGUUUGUAUUGUAGAUAAAUUAUAAUGUAAUUAGUGUGCUUAGUGUGACAUGCCCACUGUAGUGUGUUUUCUAUAGUUCGUAGAGACCUACGGGGAUGUGACUACACUAGACUUGGGUGGAGGGAACCGCUGUGUGCUCCUCUCAGGUCUCCGAGGCUUUAAGGAAGCCUUUGUGGAGCAGGCCGACACCUUCACCGAUCGGCCAUCUUACCCCCUGAACGACAGGCUGAGCAGAGGCUUGGGUAGGCUAAUAUGGUAGCUUAAUGAAUUGAAAUAAUUUAGACUAUUAUGAUAACAGUGUGCCACCAGUAGGAGUAGUAACACCAAUGAGACAUUUUUGGUCCACAUUCUAAAAUGGAGGUCACAAAAUAAAAUCUAAGGUCAUCAAUCAUUUAAAAAACAUAACUCUAAAAUGGUAUGAUUAAUCAUUUUGCUCACAACGUUAUUUCCCUUUAUUUGAAUUGACCAACACCAAGUGACACUUUGGAUUUAGACACACCAAAUUAUCAAUGGAAUCCUCAAAUGUAUACAUACUAAAAGGGUGUGAUUAGCUAAGAAUUGUCUUUAAUAUAGACCAUUGGAGGCUGCUGAGGGGAGGACGGCUCACAAUAAUGGCUGGAAUGGAGUCAAUGGAAUGGUCUCAAACACAUCAAACAUGUGGUUUCCAUGUGGUUGAUGCCAUUCCAUUGACUCCAUUCCAGCCAUUAUUAUGAGCAGUCCUCCCUCAGCACCCUCCCCUGAUAUAGACCCCUCCCCCAAUAACAGUUUGCCACUGGAGAGAAUGCUCAAGGUCCUUGUAUAUCUUUGUAAUCAGUGAUUUUCAAGGUGGUAACAACGAUGACCUAAAACUGAGGGAAACACAUUAUAGUAGAAAAAAAAGAAGGUAUUUUAAUAGCCACCUUUGUUUUUAUUGAUCUGUACAAUAUCUUAAAUACAUAUUUUCACUGUCUAGCAUUCAAAAUAAUAUAUAGAUAGAGUGUAUCUCUAAAUCCCAAAAACAUUUCAUUACACUAGCUAGCCCUCAGUAUUUUCUACAAUGCAUAAAAAUGUUUUUCAGAAUAAAGGAUUUACAUUGGCUUUCGUAUUAAAUAACAAUUAAAUAUAACUGCAGUAAAAUGUAUUAUUUGUGUAAUUUUGUGUUUUUACAACAUGGUGCCGAAGUCAACGGCCAGCAUUUACCACCACAAUUCAAGAAUGACCCAUCAGGCAGAACCACACAGUCAUAUUGGGUCUCAUUUAGUCAUAUUGGGUCUUAGUAAUUCUGUCAUUGUUGCGAUGUCUUGACCAGAUUAUGGUUUAUCUAGGCCUGAUCUCCUCUAACGGUCACAUGUGGCGGCAGCAGAGGCGCUUUGCCCUGUCCACGCUCAAGUACUUUGGAGUGGGGAAGAAGACCCUGGAGACCGCCAUACUCCAGGAGAGCCACUUCCUGUGUGAAUCCUACCUGGCAGAGAGAGGUGAGGUCAGCGUUUUUGCUAUACUUUUAUGGUGCCCAAAUCAGUGAAUGAACCACAGUCUCAGUUGUUUAACUGGCACUCUUAUCCAGAAUGGCUAGUUGUUGUAUGGUUUAAUGCUAUCUGGGGUUCAAACCCAAAACUUUGCUAUUGUGAAGUCCAGAUGUUUCUUAGCUUUGAUUUCCAACCGUCUCUGAUCAAGAUAUCCUCUCUCUACCUGUAAACGAAUGCUAUGAACGUGCAUCUUGAGAUGUAGUUAUUUGCAAACAGUAUUUCCGUUAGGGAAUGCCUACUCUGUGAAGUGCGAGUGUGCAAUGACUCAAUUCGCCCUUGUACUCCUUCUAAACAACGCUUUUUUUUAAAAACCUUGGCAAAGGGUAAAAUGUACAGUUGAAGUCGAAAGAUUACAUACACCUUAGCCAAAUACAUUUAAACUCAGUUUUUCACAAUUCCUGAUACUUAAUCCUAGUACAAAUUCCCUAUCUUAGGUCAGUUAGGAUCACCACUUUAUUUUAAGAAUGUGAAAUGUCAGAAUAAUAAUAGAGAGAAUGAUUUAUUUCAGCUUUUAUUUCUUUCAUCACAUUCCCAGUGGGUCAGAAGUUUACAUACACUCAAUUAGUAUUUGGUAGCAUUGCCUUUUAAAUUGUUUAACUUGGGUCAAACGUUUCGGGUAGCCUUCCACAAGCUUCCCACAAUAAGUUGGGUGAAUUUUGGCCCAUUCCUCCUGACAGAGCUGGUGUAACUGAGUCAGGUUUGUAGGCCUCCUUGCUCGAAAAUGCUUUUUCAGUUCUGCCAUCAAAUUUUCUAUAGGAUUGAGGUCUGGGCUUUGUGAUGGCCACUCCAAUACCUUGACUUUGUUGUCCUUAAGCCAUUUUGCCACAACUUUGGAAGUAUGCAUGGGGUCAUUGUCCAUUUGGAAGACCCAUUUGCGACCAAGCUUUAACUUCCUGACUGAUGUCUUGAGAUGUUGCUUCAAAAUAUCCACAUACAUUUAUUUCCUCAUGAUUCCAUCUAUUUGGUGAAGUGCACCAGUCCCUCCUGCAGCAAAGCACCCCCACAGCAUGAUGCUGCCACCCCCGUGCUUCAUGGUUGGGAUGGGGUUCUUCGGCUUGCAAGUACCCCUUUUUCCUCCAAACAUAACGAUGGUCAUUAUGGCCAAACAGUUCUAUUUUUGUUUCAUCAGACCAGAGGACAUUUCUCCAAAAAGUAAGAUCUUUGUCCCCAUGUGCAGUUGCAAACUGUAGUCUGGCUUUUUUAUGGCAGUUUUGGAGCAGUGGCUUCUUCCUUGCUGAGCGGCCUUUCAGGUUAUGUCGAUAUAUGACUAGUUUUACUGUGGAUAUAGAUACUUUCGUAACUGUUUCCUCCAGCAUCUUAACAAGGUUCUUUGCUGUUGUUCUGGGAUUGAUUUGCACUUUUCGCACCAAAGUACGUUCAUCUCUAGGAGACAGAACGUGUCUCCUUCUUGAGCGGUAUGACGGCUGUGUGGUCCCAUGGUGUUUAUACUUGCGUACUAUUGUUUGUACAGAUGAACGUGGUACCUUCAGGCAUUUGGAAAUUGCUCCCAAGAAUGACCCAGACUUGUGGAGGUCUACAAUUUUUUUUCUGAGGUCUUGGCUGAUUUCUUUUGUUUUUCCCAUGAUGUCAAGCAAAGAGGCACUGAGUUUGAAGGUAGGCCUUGAAAUACAUCCACAGCUACACCUCCAAUUGACUCAAAUUAUGUCAAUUAGCCUAUCAGAAGCUUCUAAAGCCGUGACAUCAUUUUCUGGAAUUUUCCAAGCUGUUUAAAGGCACAGUCAACUUAGUGUAUGUAAACUUCUGACCCACUGGAAUUGUAAUACAGUGAACUAUAAGUGAAGUUACUUGAGUCAUGCACAAAGUAGAUGUCCUAACCGACUUGCCAAAACUAUAGUUUGUUAACAAGAAAUGUGUGGAGUGGUUGAAAAAUGAGUUUUAAUGACUCCAACCUAAGUGUAUGUAAACUUCCGACUUCAACUGUAUAAGACUGAGUCCAAUCGGUUCAUAACAGAUUUUAGUUUUGGGAACAGAAAACUGUAUUGAGAUCAAAUGUUUAAUCAAUGAGAAAAUUAGCAUAAUGUUGGCCAAAAUCCAUCUUGGUCGAUGUUCUCCCACUGCCGGCCACUGGGCUUCCUCUCAUCACCAUAUUUGGUAGUGAUUGGAAACGCCAACCAGAUGCUUCACACUUAUACAUCUGGUGAAAUAUCUGGCUCAUUGUUCUAUCUGUGUCUAAACUGUCUGAGUAAGACAUCUUCAUUUAUCCACCAUCUUUGACCCAACCUCUGAUCUGUUUCAGGCCUGCCCUUUAACCCUGAAGUCGUCACCAACAAUGCAGUGGCCAACAUCGUGUGCACCCUGGUGUUUGGUCAUAGGUUCAAAUACAAUGAUCACCACUUCCACCACAUGCUGAAAUGCUCAGAGGAUGUUUUUCAGCUGCCUGCUACCUUCUGGGGAUCGGUAUGAUCUGUCUGCUAUUCUCUGUUUGGUGAUCAGUGUGUCUCUUUGGCAAAGUGAGUUAUAGUGCACAGUAUCUGCAAGGACACAGAUUCUCCUCAGGAAAUCUACCUUCUCAGGCUAAUUUCCUGUUCUUUCGACAGAUGUAUAAUCAGUUUCCGACACUGCUGCACUAUUUACCUGGGAGGCACCAAUCAGCCUUCAUCAACCUUGGUACCAUAAAGCAGUUUAUCAGAGAGGAAGUAGAGGAACACAAAGAGGACAGAAACCCGUCCAAUCCCAGAGACUACAUAGACUGUUACCUCGAAGAGAUAGAGAAGGUAAUACCACUGCUGGACUUUUUCAGCUCUUUUACAUUUACGUCAUUUAGCAGACGCUCUUAUCCAGAGUGACUUACAAAUUGGUGCAUUCAACUUAUAAUAGCCAGUGGGACAACCACUUUUUUUUUAAUGGGGGGUGGGGGAGGGGUGGGUAGAAGGAUUACUUUUAUACUAUUCCAGGUAUUCCUUAAAGAGGUAGGGUUUCAAGUGUCUCCGGAAGGUGGUCAGUGACGCCGCUGUCCUGGCGUCGUGGGGGAGCUUGUUCCACCAUUGGGGUGCCAGAGCAGCGAAUAGCUUUGACUGGGCUGACUGAAAUGUGCUUCCGUAGAGGUAGGGGGGCUAGCUGGCCAGAGGUGGAUGAACGUAGUGCCCUCGUUUGGGUGUAGGAUCAGAGCCUGAAGGUAAGGAGGUGCCGUUCCCCUCACAGCUCCGUAUUCAAGCACCAUGGUCUUGUAGUAAAUGCGAGCCUCAACUGGAAGCCAGUGGAGUGUGCGGAGGAGCGGGGUGACAUGAGAGAACUUGGGAAGGUUGAACACCAGACGGGCUGCACGACUUUUAACUUUUAAUAGUUAUUGCUUGUGAUCUACUCUCAUGUCUUUAGAAUUAAGAUGGUUUGUUCGUCAUAUUUUGGGCUAAUUUCAUCAAGAAAAUAUUACAUUUGUGGUUUAAUAUGACUGAAUAUGUAAAUUGUCAGCAAACCUCCCACAGCCUAACAGUGCAUGAUGAUUUGACCUCAACUUGACCACCUGAUGACCACUUCCCCGUGCAGAAUCAAGAUGGGGCGGCUGGCUUCACUGAGGAGAACCUGCUGUACUGUGUGGUGGAUCUGUUUGGGGCCGGGACAGAGACGACGUCCAAAAGCCUUCGCUGGGCAAUGCUGUACAUGGCCAAGUACCCCGACAUUCAAGGUGUGACACUGGGGGAACACAUCUAUUACUAUAAAAAAAUGUGGGGUCAAAGGGCUGGUUUCCCGGACACAAUAGAAAGUCUUCAUUGAGCAAGCUUUUUAGUCUAGAACUAGGCUUAAUCUGUGUUCAGGAAACAGGCCCUAAGAGUAAACAGGCCCUAAGAGGAAACAGGCCCUAAGAGGAAACAGGCCAUAAGAGGAAACAGGCACUAAGAGGAAACAGGCCCUAAGAGGAAACAGGCCCUAAGAGUAAACAGGCCCUAAGAGUAAACAGGCCCUAAGAGGAAACAGGCCCUAAGAGUAAACAGGCCCUAAGAGGAAACAGGCCCUAAGAGUAAACAGGCCCUAAGAGUAAACAGGCCCUAAGAGUAAACAGGCCCUAAGAGGAAACAGGCCCUAAGAGGAAACAGGCCCUAAGAGGAAACAGGCCCUAAGAGUAAACAGGCCCUAAGAGUAAACAGGCCUUAAGAGGAAACAGGCCCUAAGAGUAAACAGGCCCUAAGAGGAAACAGGCCCUAAGAGGAAACAGGCCCUAAGAGUAAACAGGCCCUAAGAGUAAACAGGCCCUAAGAGGAAACAGGCCCUAAGAGUAAACAGGCCCUAAGAGUAAACAGGCCCUAAGAGUAAACAUGCCCUAAGAGGAAACAGGCCCUAAGAGUAAACAGGCCCUAAGAGGAAACAGGCCCUAAGAGGAAACAGGCCCUAAGAGGAAACAGGCCCUAAGAGUAAACAGGCCCUAAGAGGAAACAGGCCCUAAGAGUAAACAUUAGGUGUAUUUUGAUCUGUUUUUUUAAAUCUAAUUUUACUGCUUGCAUCAGUUACUUGAUGUGGAAUAGAGUUCCAUGUAGUCAUGGCUCUAUUUAGUACUGUGCGCCUCCCAUAGUCUGUUCUGGACUUGGGGACUCUGAAGAGACCUCUUGUGGCAUGUCUUGUGGGUUAUGCAUGGGUGUCCGAGCUGUGAGCCAGUAGUUCAAACAGUCAGCUCGGUGCAUUCAACAUGUCAAUACUUCUCACAAAUACAAGUCGUGAUGAAGUCAAUCUCUCCUCCACUUUGAGCCAGGAGAGAUUGACAUAUUAAUGUUAGCUCUCUGUGUACAUCCAAGGGCCAGCCGUGCUGCCCUGUUCUGUGCCAAUUGCAAUUUUCCUAAGUCCCUUUUUUGGUAGUCAUGGUGUGACAAAACUAGGGCCUGUAGGACCUGCCUUGUUGAUAGUGCUGUUAAGAAGGUAGAGCAGUGCUUUAUUAUGGACAGACUUAUCCCCAUCUUAGCUACUGUUGUAUCAAUAUGUUUUGACCAUGACAGUUUACAAUCCAGGGUUACUCCAAGCAGUUUAGUCACCUCAACUUGCUCAAUUUCCACAUUAUGUAUUACAAGAUUUAGUUGAGGUUUAGGGUUUAGUGAAUGAUUUGUCCCAAAUACAAUGCUUUUAGUUUUUGAAAUAUUUAGGACUAACUUAUUCCUUGCCACCCACUCUGAAACUAACUGCAGCUCUUUGUUAAGUGUUGCAGUCGUUUCAGUCGCUGUGGUAGCUGGCAUAUUUAUUGUUGAGUCAUCCGCAUACAUAGACACACUGGGUUUACUUAGUAAAGAUUUUAAAAAGUAAGUGGCCUAGACAGCUGCCCUGGGGAAUUCUGUAUCUACCUGGAUUAUGUUGGAGAGGCUUCCAUUAAAGAACAUCCUCUAUGUUCUGUUAGACAGGUAACUCUUUAUCCACAAUAUAGCAGGGGGUGUAAAGCCAUAACACAUACGUUUUUCCAUCAGCAGCCUAUGAUCAAUAAUGUCAAAAGCCGCACUGAAGUCUAACAAAACAGCACCCACAAUCUUUUUAUCAUCAAUUUCUCAGCCAAUCAUCAGUAAUUUGUGUAAGUACUGUGCUUGUUGAAUGUCUUUCCCUAUAAGCGUGCUUAAAGUCUGUUUUUAAUAUGUUUAAUAUAAAAUAGCAUUGUAUCUGGUCAAACACCAUUUCUUCCAAAUGUUUAUUGAGGGUUGGUAACAGGCUGAUUGGUCGGCUAUUUGAGCCAGUAAAGGGGUCUUUACUAUUCUUAGGUAGCGGAAUUACUUUUGCUUCCCUCCAGGCCUGGGGGCACACACAUUCUAGUAGGCUUAAAUAUGGCAAAUAGGAGUGGCAAUACCGUCCACUAUUAUCCUCAGUAAUAUUCCAUCCAAGUUGUCAGACCCCGGUGGCUUGUCAUUGUUGAUAGACAACAAUAAUCUUUUCACCUCUUCCACACUCACUUGACGGAAUACAAAAUGACAGUGCUUGUCUUUCAUAAUUUGGUCAGAUAUACUUGGAUGUGUAGUGUCAGAGUUUGUUGCUGGCAUGUCAUGCCUAAGUUUGCUAAUCCUGCCAAUGAAAAAAUCUUUAAAGUAGUUGACAAUAUCAGUCGGUUUUGUGAUGAAUGAGCCAUCUGAUUCAAUGAAUGAUGGAGCUGAGUUAGCUUUUCUUUCCCAAAAUUUCAUUUAAGGUGCUCCAAAGCUUUUUACUAUCAUUCUUUGUCAUUUAUCUUUGUUUCAUAGUGUAGUUUCUUCUUCUUUUUAUUCAGUUUAGUCACAUGAUUUCUCAACUUGCAAUACGUUUGUCAAUCGGAUGUGCAGGCAGACUUAUUUGCCAUUCCUUUUGCCUCAUCCCUCUCAACCAUACAAUUUUUAAAUUCCUUGUCAAUCCACAGGGAUUUAACCGUUUUAACCUUGUAUACACAAUAUUAGGCCCAUCCUUUGGAACUUUGGUUUUCCUAGAAAUGGCUACUAUAUUGGGAUCACUACAUCUGAUGUAUCUGGAUUCUGCUUUCAUGCAGAUUUCUGCAGCAUUAGUAAAGAUGUGAUCAAUACAUGUUGAUGAUUUCAUUCCUCUGCUGUUUGUAACUACCCUGGUAGGUUGACUGAUAACCUGAACCAGGUUGCAGGCACUGGUUACAGUUUGAAGCUUUUUCUUGAGUGGGCAGCUUGAUGAAAGCCAGUCAAUAUCUGAAUUACCUUGAAAAUAUACCUCUCUGUUCAUAUCACAUACAUUAUCAAGUAUUUCACGCGUAUUAUCCAUAUACUGACUGUUAGCACUUGGUGGUUUAUAGCAGCUUCCCACAAGAAUGGGCUUUAGGUGAGGCAGAUGAACCUGUAGCCAUAUUACUUCAACAGUAUUUAACAUGAAAUCCUCUCUAAGCUUUACAGGAAUGUGGUUCUGAAUAUAAACAGCAACACCUCCACCAUUGGCAUUUCUGUCAUUUCUGUAAAUGUCAUAACCUUGUAUUGCUACCACUAUAUCAUCAAAGGUAUUAUCUAAGUGAGUUUCAGAGAUCAGAAUAUGAAUGUCAUCUGUUACUAGCAAAUUAUUGAUUUCAUGAACCCUGUUUCUUAAGCUACAUAUGUUAACGUGGACUAUUUUGAGCACUUUUCUUCUGGGAUGCUUACUUGUUUUCAUUGCUUUACUGGGAAGCUUAGCAGUAGUAGAUAUGCUCAUGUUAUUUACAGUGGGGGAAAAAAGUAUUUAGUCAGCCACCAAUUGUGCAAGUUCUCCCACUUAAAAAUAUGAGAGAGGCCUGUAAUUUUCAUCAUAGGUACACGUCAACUAUGACAGACAAAUAGAGAAAUUUUUUUCCAGAAAAUCACAUUGUAGGAUUUUUUAUGAAUUUAUUUGCAAAUUAUGGUGGAAAAUUAGUAUUUGGUCACCUACAAACAAGCAAGAUAUCUGGCUCUCACAGACCUGUAACUUCUUCUUUAAGAGGCUCCUCUGUCCUCCACUCGUUACCUGUAUUAAUGGCACCUGUUUGAACUUGUUAUCAGUAUAAAAGACACCUGUCCACAACCUCAAACAGUCACACUCCAAACUCCACUAUGGCCAAGACCAAAGAGCUGUCAAAGGACACCAGAAACAGAAUUGUAGACCUGCACCAGGCUGGGAAGACUGAAUCUGCAAUAGGUAAGCAGCUUGGUUUGAAGAAAUCAACUGUGGGAGCAAUUAUUAGGAAAUGGAAGACAUACAAGACCACUGAUAAUCUCCCUCGAUCUGGGGCUCCACGCAAGAUCUCACCCCGUGGGGUCAAAAUGAUCACAAGAACGGUGAGCAAAAAUCCCAGAACCACACGGGGGGACCUAGUGAAUGACCCGCAGAGAGCUGGGACCAAAGUAACAAAGCCUACCAUCAGUAACACACUACGCCGCCAGGGACUCAAAUCCUGCAGUGCCAGACGUGUCCCCCUGCUUAAGCCAGUACAUGUCCAGGCCCGUCUGAAGUUUGCUAGAGUGCAUUUGGAUGAUCCAGAAGAGGAUUGGGAGAAUGUCAUAUGGUCAGAUGAAACCAAAAUAUAACUUUUUGGUAAAAACUCAACUGGUCGUGUUUGGAGGACAAAGAAUGCUGAGUUGCAUCCAAAGAACACCAUACCUACUGUGAAGCAUGGGGGUGGAAACAUCAUGCUUUGGGGCUGUUUUUCUGAAAAGGGACCAGGACGACUGAUCCGUGUAAAGGAAAGAAUGAAUGGGGCCAUGUAUCGUGAGAUUUUCAGUGAAAACCUCCUUCCAUCAGCAAGGGCAUUGAAGAUGAAACGUGGCUGGGUCUUUCAGCAUGACAAUGAUCCCAAACACACCGCCCGGGCAACGAAGGAGUGGCUUCAUAAGAAGCAUUUCAAGGUCCUGGAGUGGCCUAGCCAGUCUCCAGAUCUCAACCCCAUAGAAAAUCUUUGGAGGGAGUUGAAAGUCUGUGUUGCCCAGCGACAGCCCCAAAACAUCACUGCUCUAGAGGAGAUCUGCAUGGAGGAAUGGGCCAAAAUACCAGCAACAGUGUGUGAAAACCUUGUGAAGACUUACAGAAAACGUUUGACCUGUGUCAUUGCCAACAAAGGGUAUAUAACAAAGUAUUGAGAAACUUUUGUUAUUGACCGAAUACUUAUUUUCCACCAUAAUUUGCAAAUAAAUUCAUAAAAAAUCCUACAAUGUGAUUUUCUGGAUUUUUUUUCUUCUCAUUUUGUCUGUCAUAGUUGAUGUGUACCUCUCAUCUUUUUAAGUGGGAGAACUUGCACAAUUGGUGGCUGACUAAAUACUUUUUUCCCCCACUGUAUGUUAGUGCAAGGUGAGCUGCACACAGUGGACUUCCUACCAGGGCACACAGCCUCAGUGCUAACAGUAUACAGUGCCUUCGGAAAGUAUUCAGACCCCUUGACCUUUUCCAUAUUUUGUUACAUUACAACCUUAUUUUUUUAUUAUCCUCAGCAAUCUACACACAAUACCCCAUAAUGACUUAUUUACAUAAGUAUUCAGACCCUUUGCUAUGAGACUCGAAAUUGAGCUCAGGUGCAUCCUCUUUCCAUUGAUCAUCCUUGAGAUGUUUCUACAACUUGAUUGGAGUCCACCUGUGGUAAAUUGAAUUGAUUGGACAUAAUUUGGAAAGGCACACACCUGUCUAUAUAAGGUCCCACAGUUGACCGUGCAUGUCAGAGCAAAACCAAGCCAUGAGGUCGAAGGAAUUGUCCGUAGAGCUCCGAGACAAGAUUGUGUCGAGGGACAGAUCUGGGGACAGGUAACAAAAAAUGUCUGCAGUAUUGACAGUCCCCAAGAACACAGUGGCCUCCAUCAUUCUUAAAUGGAAGAAGUAUGUAAGCACCAAGACUCUUCCAAGAGCUGGCCGCCCGGCCAAACUGAGCAAUCGGGGGAGAAGGGCCUUGGUCAGGGAGGUGAUCAAGAACCUGAUGGUCACUCUGACAGAGCUCUAGAGUUCCUCUUUGGAGAUGGGAGAACCUUCCAGAAGGACAACCAUCUCUGCAGCACUCCACCAAUCAGACCUUUAUGGUAGGGUGGCCAGACGGAAGCCACUCCUCAGUAAAAGUUACAUGACAGCCUGCUUGCUUGGAGUUUGCCAAAAGGCACCUAAGACUCUCAGACCAUGCGAAACAACAUUCUCUGGUCUGAUGAAACCAAAAUUGAACUCUUUGGCCUGAAUGCCAAGCGUCACGUCUGGAGGAAACCUGGCACCAUCCCUAGGGUAAAGCAUGGUGGUGGCAGCAUCAUGAUGUGGGGGUGUUUUUCAGCAGCAGGGACUGGGAGACUAGUCAGGAUCAAGGCAACAAUGAACAGAGCAAGUACAGAUAGAUCCUUGAUGAAAACCUGCCCCAGAGCGCUCAGGGCCACAGACUGAGGCGAAGGUUCACCUUCCAACAGGACAACAACCCUAAGCACACAGCCAAGACAAUGCAGGAGUGGCUUCGGGACAAGUUUCUGAAUAUCCUUGAGUGGCCCAGCCAGAGCCUGGAAUUGAACCUGAUCGAACAUCUCUGGAGAGACCUGAAAAUUACUGUGCAGCAACGCUCCCCAUCCAACCUCACAGAGCCUAAGAGGAUCAUGCAGAGAAGAAUGGGAGAAACUCCCCAAAUACAGGUGUGCCGUGCUUGUAGUGUCAUACCCAAGAAGACUCGAGGCUGUAUAUUGCUGCCAAAGGUGCUUCAACAAAGUACUGAGUAAAGGGUCUGAAAACUUAAAUGUGAUAUUUCAGUUAUUUAUCUUUUAUAAAUUAGCAGAAAUUUCUACAAUCCUGAUUUUCCUUUGUCAUUAUGGGGUAUUGUGAGAGAAAAAAAAGCAAUUUAAUCUAUUUAGAAUAAGUCUGUAAUGUAACAAAAUGUAGAAAACGUCAAGACGACUGAAUACUUUCCGAAUGCACUGUCAAUCUGGUUCCUAGGCACAUGAUUACUGCAUACAAUAGCUAUAGGAUCAGCAGAGGCAUUCAGGGCAGUUAGAGGGACAUAAAUUAGGUUACUUACAUUGUGUUUACCAACAUCACUGGUAUAAUGUAUAUUUGCUGAAGCAUAAUGACAACUCCGCUUCACAAUGGUAGGGAUUAACUGAGCUGGGCUUGGGUCAUUGAUAAGUCAUUGUCUCAACGCAGCCUUAUAAUGCUGUGAAAGGAUCCAGGAACCCACAUAUUUUGGGUGGAUCCCAUCCUCCUUAUAAAACGUGUUUUGUUUCCAAAAGGUAUCAAAAUUGUCAACAAAAGUUACACCCAUUAAACUGCAAUAAUCACAUAGCCAGUUGUGAAGAGAAUAUAAUCCUGCUAAAGCGUUCAAUGCCACGAUUCAGAGAGGGCACAGGGCCAGAUAGCAGAGAGUCAAUCAGCUCUUUAAAAUCCAGUUUCAACUGUUCAGAGAUGCUCUUCAUAAUGUCAUUAAAACCCACAUGGACUACGAUAGCGCAAUCCAUGCAAAAACAAGUUCGGUAUUUAUAUUUAACUAAUAUUGGUUAUGUUUUAGUCAAAAAUUGCAAACCGAGUGUUUCCAGCAUACAGUGUUCAGCUGCGCACUCUGAAUGAAUGUAUUCUGGCACUGAUGACAACCCUCUGUGGCCCUAAGAGGAAACCGGCCCUAAGAGUAAACAGGCCCUAAGAGGAAACAGGCCCUAAGAGUAAACAGGCCCUAAGAGGAAACAGGCCCUAAGAGGAAACAGGCCCUAAGAGGAAACAGGCCCUAAGAGUAAACAGGCCCUAAGAGGAAACAGGCCCUAAGAGGAAACAGGCCCUAAGAGGAAACAGGCCCUAAGAGUAAACAGGCCCUAAGAGGAAACAGGCCCUAAGAGGAAACAGGCCCUAAGAGGAAACAGGCCUUAAGAGUAAACAGGCCCUAAGAGGAAACAGGCCCUAAGAGGAAACAGGCCCUAAGAGUAAACAGGCCCUAAGAGUAAACAGGCCCUAAGAGUAAACAGGCCCUAAGAGGAAACAGGCCCUAAGAGGAAACAGGCCCUAAGAGGAAACAGGCCCUAAGAGGAAACAGGCCCUAAGAGGAAACAGGCCCUAACAGUACUCUGUUAUAAUAGCCUAGUGCUUACCAGAAGAAUGACUUGUUUUAUGGCUUUAUUAAUCAAUUAUACUGCAUGCGCUAUGCAGCCAUCUGCUCUAGACAAUCAUUAACUUCCUCAUUCUGACUUCCUCCGUAGAGAAGGUGCAGGUGGAGAUCGAUGAGGUCAUAGGUUCGGCUCGCCAGCCCUCAAUGGACGACCGAGCCGAAAUGCCGUAUACCUACGCUGUGAUUCAUGAGAUCCAGAGGUUUGGGAACAUCGUCCCCUUCACGCCUCCCAGAGUGGCCAGUAAGGACACCACCGUGGCGGGGUAUCUAGUGCCCAAGGUGGGUGUAGGGUCGAUGGAUGGUGGUGGAGAUGUUGUGAUUCUACUGCUGGAGUACAUGAUCAACUGAAUGUUUGAGUUGAUGCGUGCUGGUGCAAUGGUGCAUGUUGACGUCACACUGAAGGUUUUACUGGCAAUGCCAUUUGACAAAUGGACUCUUCUGUUUUGCACAGGGAACAAUGGUGCUUCCCAUGUUAAAACCAAUCCUACAGGACAGAAAUGAGUAUGCAACCCCUGAUCAGUUCAAUCCUGGACAUUUCCUGGAUAAAAAUGGAAGAUUUGUCAAAAAAGACAAUUUUAUCCCAUUUUCUAUAGGUAAUGUAUUAUUAAAAUGCACUUAAAAUGUAAAUUGUUUAUGUAUACUGUUAAUCCAUAACAAAAACCCUUAAUUUGUCUCCCAAACAUGUAUCACUAUCCUAUCUUGCUUCAAUCCGCCCUACCAGAGAAACGGUUGUUCAAAAUGGAAUGUGCUACUGCAGAUUCUUGAGGAGACAUUAGACAGAACUAUUAUGGUUUUCAUUUUCCAUAGAGUCUGCCAAGACACGUAGAGGGUGGAAUGGUGGAGAACACACACACACACACACACACACACACACACACACACACACACACACACACACACACACACACACUCCAUCCAUCCUCAUGUUAAAGAUGUGUGUGUGUGUGUGUGUGUGUGUGUGUGUGUGUGUGUGUGUGUGUGUGUGUGUGUGUGUGUGUGUGUGUGUGUGUGUGUGUGUGUGUGUGUGUGUGUGUGUGUGUGUGUGUGUGUGUGUGUGUGUGUGUGUGUGCUCUCCUCUCUCUCAGGUAAGAGGAUGUGUCCAGGGGAGCAGCUGGCCAGGAUGGAGCUGUUUCUGUUCUUCACCUGUCUGCUCCAGAGGUUCACCUUCACACCUCCACAGGGCUGGGAGCUUGGCCUGGAGGGCCAGGUGGGCAUCAUCAGUGGACCAAAGCCCUUCAAAAUCUGUGCCCUGCCUCGAUAA